GAGCACAGCACAAACAUUUGUAUAGGAACACAACACAGCGGAGCAGAACCGAAGAAAACCUAUCCAAAGCUCAUUACCGAAUGUAGCUCCUGUCCUUCUUCUCAUGCCUGGACACAUAGCAAGAAAAAGGUCUACAACAACUCUGCUGUCAAAAGAUAGGUAGGAUAAUGGCAUUGACCUGCUGGUUGUAUGGUGCUGAACAUCUAUAGACACAUUAUGGAUUAAUACAAUCUCUGGGAACUUGGAGACCAUGUUCACAUGUGAAGUAUUUCUAUAUACCUGAAGCUAUUUUGUACUGGCACUGGAAUAAGUCUUACCUGUUUCUGGACUACCUGUCAUUUUAUAAUAAUACACUGCUUUUCUCAAAAGUAGGAUUGCUUAAUACUUUUGGAACUUGGAAAUCCAUUGUUUCAAGUAGCUGCCAACUGUCUUCUUCUUGAAGCCUACUGGUGUAGUACUAGUAGUCAGAAUGGAAAAGGAAAAGAAGAGCAGUAGCUUUAAAAGACUGGGGAAGUUCUUCAAGGGCAAAUCUGCAGACCCUGAGAAAGCAGUUGAUGAAGUCCACAUAAAGGAGGUACACUUAGGGCCUGGAGACGACGCCUGUGUUAAGGAGCCACCUGCAUCUGACGCACACAUUUCACAUGUGGAUGCAUACAUGGAGACCAAAAAAAAGCCAUUUGGUAGCUGGAGGCACAAAAAGAAAAGUCGCAAUUCUCUGACGUUGUCUCCUCCUUCAUCUCCUGGCCACUCUGAAUCUAGUGACAGAUCAUUUGAUGCUACAGAGGGCGAUCAUCAAUUGCGACCAUAUUCAGUAACUGUAACCUCCACUGAAGAUUUUCAAAUCCUCAGCUCCAACCAAAAGGAAGCCAAUACCAACUUGCAGGAGAAUAUGUCUAGAUCACCAUCUGCAGAAUUGCCUAAGAAAGACAGCACUAAAAAACCUGUUUUGGGGAAGUUCGGGAAUCUUUUUUACUCUACUAAGAAGAAACCGAGCAAAGGUGCCCCUGAGUCUCCUACCAGCCCAACAAAUGAAAAAACAGGGACUUAUAAGUCUUUAGAAAGAAAAAGAGCUCAGGUCUUAGUAGCCUCCAGCUCCAAUGCACACAAUCAGGUUCCUGCUACGCCCAGUGUUGAUUGUGCAUCAGAUCAGCAUUCCCAGCUGGUCCCCGAGCCUACGUCGCCUGUAGAUAAAAGUAUAAAGGUGACUUCUAAUGGAAACGUUGAUAACGAACAUACCAGUGAGAGAAAAGACUCAGCAGUUAAACCAGAAAAGGAUUCAAGGGUAGUAGAGGCAGAAAGUUCAGUUCUUUCCCCUGAAGUUCUUUCGGCCUCUGGUCAAACAUCGACAUUGAGCCCUACUUCUAACGUGGACAGACAAAGCAAUGAGAAGAUUGUCCCACAGUUUAUACGAUCACCUGUAAGGAGAAGUUCCAGUGACAGUGAAGGAAAGUUAGGUGUAAGAAAGGUUUCUCAAGAAAUUCAUAUAGUCAAAAAUGGUUCUCCCAAAGUAUUGACCAAGAAAACUGCCAAAUUCUCCAGCAGAGCAAGCGAUCCAAAAAUUAGAAUAUCUGAAAGAUCUGUUCAAAAAUUGGGAAGCCCAGAAAAAUUUCAUUCAGCAAAAGUAUCCUCACCGGUUGCAUUUAGCAGUGAUAACACAUGCCCAGGCUCCACAAGCGGCAGUAGCAGUUUAAGUGAACCAGUAAGUAUUGGUGACAACUCACCUGCUCGUAGUCCUUCAGAAGGUGAGGUUUUUAUAGAACCCCUAGAGGAAAAUGCUAGUGAGAAUGCAAGAGUUUUAGCAUUUGAUAUCUACCUGAGUAAAAGUGCUGGAACCGAUUCUCAGUCAUCCCUAAACACUUGCAGCAACGGGGACACAGUGGAGAACAGUCCUAAUAUGAGAAAAAUUAACAGAAAGAGACGCUCCCUUAAGUCUCAGAAUAGUCACGAGGAAAAUAAAGCAGAGAACACUGCAUUGCAAGACAAUGUGUUUGAGGAGAGUACCUUUGAGGGGGUUAAGGAGUUUUCAAAGACUCUAGAUGGGGAUCUGACAACUCUGUCACCUGAGUCUAACGGCCCAACCUCACCUACCCAAGAAUUAAAGGCGGGAGCUAAUAACAAAGCGUCGCCCAAGGGUGAAUCAGACAAAGAUAAACAGCAACACCCAGCUUCCAGCCCUGUGAGGAAAAAAAAUGUGUAUGCUCCCUCUUCUCCAACAGAUCGCAGGGCACAUAGUAGAGAUCCUCUGUUCAGAAAUCAGACAGCCUCUGCCAAAGCAAGCGAGUUUAGCCAGCCUGUUCCUGUUUCCACAACAAAAGACUCCUACGUGGAAAAGGUUUCUGAAUCAUUAGCUGGAUAUGCUGGAGAAACUUCAUGUAAUACUGUGGGAGAGAAUAGCAGUGCUACAGCUGUAGGUGGUGUGGACAGGAGGACAAAGCAGCAAAGCAACCAGGGAGAACAGAAAUCUCAAAGCAAUACAAACAAACCUUCUGAUAUAAAUGCAGCAAAAGCGGUUUCUCUGAACGACAACUCCAAAUCUACAGUAACAUCAAAGCUCAACAUCCCUCCAAAACCAAAGAAUGUGGAACUGCCUAUUAAGCCUAAGGUUGUUGAUCAAGUAGAUGAAGAUGCCAUUGCAGCACUCAUCCCUAAAGGAAGCAUUGCAAGCAAAGUUUCUUUAUUUGAGAGUAAAAGAACAAGCCACAAGCAAAUUGAUUUUUAUGCCACAAAGAAUAUUUCCCAGCAAAAGAAAUAUGUUGAAAGAGCCAAACUGAACUUUGGUAAACAGGUAAAAGGGGCUUGGUCAAAAGACAAUAGCUCGUCAAGUAAACCAGCCAGCUAUUCUAGUUUUGGUAAAAAGACUGAAAAUGGUCAUUAUGGAAUAAAGGCAGAUAAAAAGAAAGAAGAAGGCACUGUUGUGACCCCUCCAGGCCAGACGCAGAUGGAAGACAGCAGAAAUGGCUUUGAGUUAGCAGAAUCAGAUAAGCUUUUGAAAGAAAGUAUUUUGCCUUCAGAGAAGAAUGGAAAACAGAAGGAACCUACUUCUGAGCAAACCAGUAAUGUCAAUGUUUUAAGUGAGAGUAUUAGCAAACAGACCAAUGAUUUACAGCUGGAUGGAAAUACCAAAGAUACUUUGUCACAGUUUUCUGAAAAUACUUCUGAUCAUUUAGUUGAGGAUUCAGGUAGUUCAGAAGGUGGUGGUGUUUCACACUUAGACCCUCCCGAUAUGGGCAAUAAACAUAGCUCCAUGAAAGAACCAACCGUUGUAGCUGUUACAAGAGACGAAACCGAUGUGGCUGUAACUAAGGAAUCUAACGCACUGCAUUCAGAUGAUGUAGAUUCAUCUUUACCAUCAACUGUACCAUCUGAAAAAGAUCAGUCACUAUUUAAUGUCAGUAAAGAAAUUACUGAAGUUGAAAGAGAAGCUCAAAAAGCUCCCUCUGAAAGAAAAGAUACAGGCAAGUCACGCAAAGCAAGAAUGGACUCAAAGCAAAUGGGCUCCAAGUCGAAAGACGUUUUAAAUGCUGAUGCCAAAGAAGAUGUUCAAAAACUUAAUACAGAUUCAAGAGAAAUCCAUAAGGUGAAUAGUGAUUUUGUAAAAAAGGAAAUCACAAAUGAUACCUCUCAAGAGUUAACGGAUACAGAGCAAAUGCAAUCCAGUGGGGGAGAGGUUAAGGAAAAAUCUUCAUUACAUGAAAAUCUAGAUGUAUUGAGUUCUGUCACUCACCAGGAAAAGGAAAUCCUACCAAUUACUGGAUCAUUGGCUUUAGAUGCAGUUAUUCCUGCAGGACAGGAACAAUCUACCUCUGUUCAAACCCAUCACCCACAAAACCCUACAAAAGAUGCCACGGAGAAGUUAGAAGGUUCAUCAUAUACUGAAAAUACUUCUCCAGAAAGUGAAGAUAGUGUACACGAGCCUUCACCAAGCCCCCAGCUCGAAUCUGGUGAGUGCUUUGUUCCCAGUAGUUUCUCAAUACAGAACAAGCUUCCAGAAGAAUCUGACAAAGGUCAGCCAUCUAUUAUCCAUCAUGAGAAUGUUUCACCAAAACCAGACAGAGAAAUCUUGUUGGAUGUUACAAACGACACUGUUUCCUGUCCAGAGCCUGCGAAGGUGGAUGGAUCUAUAUAUGAAACAAAUGAACAGCAAGGUGAUUUGAAAAGCACACUAAAUCUUUCAGACACAGAAAAUGUCUCUGACUUACAACUUGUUGUUGAGGCUGGUGAUGAAAUGUCUGAAAAGCACAAGAACACCGAAGUUCAGCAGGUUAAUGUGUUAAAUGGAGAUAAUAUGAGGGAAACUACAGUUUCCAUUGAAGUGAAUAGCAAUGAUUCUGACAUUCCAGACCCUAGUGUACUUCAGAAUGGAGGCCUUUUUGACUCUCGUACCAUUACUUAUACCAAUGAAAGCAUACAACGUACAAGUGAAAAUUUCACUAACCUGCAAGGUAGCCUUGAAAGCAGUUUUAAUGACUCAGUGACAAAUGAGGAAUAUACUUUAGACUCCUCUUCAGACAUGGAAAAGUUUGCUGAAACUAUCAGGAAACUAGAAAGCCCAAUAACAUUGGCUCAGAAGAGAAAAACGCCCAGAGCUCCUAAAUCACCAGGUCCAUAUUGUGGUUUGCCCCCUAUCCGUGAGGAUUACUUGGAAAAGAUAUUGGAUAAUGAGGCAUUCUCCUUCGGCUUAGGAAAGAAAGAUAGAUCAAAGAACCUUGCGCCAAUGGCAUUGUUUAAGAUGCAAAGCAAAGAAACUGCAGAGAAAUUAAGGCCAAAGCGGGCAUCUGCCGAGCAAAGCUUGCUUUUGAAAUCUCUGAGAUCAAAAAGAGAACCACUUUUGAUACCUCAGGAAACGUGUGACAAAGAAAAUGCAGAUGUCACUGAUAUAGCUGUGAAGAGAUCUCGCAUAGAGUCCAUGUAUUCAGGCUUAAAGUCACCCUUUGCAGCAAGGUCUGAAGAGAACGUGUUCUCCCCUUCUAUCACAACAGUCAGCACUAUAACUACCUCCUUUGACACACCCCGGAAGGAGUUUACUCCCUCAAGCAAAAGCUGUGAUCUUACAACUACAGACUCUGUACAGACAGCUCACUCGUCAGUUAGGGAAGGUAAAGGUGCCUCCUCACAGCCGUCUUCAGAAUCUUUGCACAGUGACUCACUAAAGCAGUCAGUACCCAUACCUGUGCAGAGCAUGGACAGCAACGUGGAAAGCAAAAGCCAUACGGAUGGUGGAUUGUCAGAAACACUGCCACAAUCUAAUGGCCACCUAGACGUAAAUCAUUCUACACCUGAAGGGAACAGGACAGUGCCCCUUUUUGACAGCAUUUCAGCACUUGACAAGCCUGCAGAGAUUUUUUAUUUUAAGGGCCAAGAGCAAAACCUUACAAAUAUCCUAGAGGGAUUUUCAUUGAACCAUUCAGAGAAAAUCAACCCUAGACCAGGAAAGGUGAUAAUCUUUACAGAUCCUGAGCAUGGAGAUGCUAUGUUUGAAAUCUUUUCUGAUGUCAUUGAUUGUACUUCUUGGAAGCUUUCACCUUCUAUAUUUAUUAAAACCAUACGAGGAUGCUGGAUUCUUUAUGAACUUCCGAAUUUUGAGGGGCGUACCAUAGCACUGGAGGAAGGAGACAUAGAAGUCACUAGCCCAUGGGGGGAUGAAUCCCAAGAUGAAAAUUCUCGAUCACCAUUUGUCAUUGGUUCUAUAAGACAAGUAGUAAAGGAUUAUAGUGUUUGCCGAAUCGAUCUGUUCACAGAUCCAGAUGGUCUUGGAACUAUGACUUCAUAUAAUGAUGAUACAGAAGAAGUGCAGGUGUAUGGGAGGCUGCAGAGGACCUGUUCCAUUAAAGUGCAUCACGGAGUGUGGCUUAUUUAUGAGGAAUCUGGGUUCCAGGGGGUACCUUUCAUUUUGGAGCCAGCAGAAUAUCCUGAUCUGUCCUUUUUAAACAUCCAGGAAGCAUAUAUUGGCUCAAUGAGGCCUUUGAAAAUGGGAAGCCGCAAGGUUGAAAUCCCCUAUGAACCCAAGAUAGUUAUUUUUGAGAAGCCCAUGUGUGAAGGCAGGCAGGUGGAGCUGGACAAGGAAAUGUUGACACUUCAAAAUCUAGAAAUACUAGAAGGAACUGGAGAAGAGCAAGAAAUGGUGUUUGAUACUGUUGGGUCAAUGAGAGUUCUCAGUGGGUUGUGGGUUGGUUAUGAGAAACCUAGCUAUGAAGGUCACCAAUAUUUGCUUGAAGAAGGUGAUUAUGAUGACUGGAGUCAAUGGGGUGGCUGCAAUGGACUUUUACAAUCGUUACGUCCCAUUUUAUCUGACUUUUCCACGCCACAUAUGGUAAUGUAUAGUGAAAAAGACUUUGACGAGAAGGCAUCAAAUAUCAAUGUGUUGGGUAUAAUAUCAAACAUGGAGGAGACAGGUUUUGGAGUGAAGAUUCAAUCCAUUAAUGUGUUAAGUGGAGUGUGGGUGGCCUAUGAAAGCCCUGACUUUACUGGGGCGCAGUACAUCCUGGAGAAAGGAAUGUAUGCAAACUUCAGUGACUGGGGAGCCAAGAACUACAAGAUUUCCUCACUGCAGCCAAUACACAUGGAAUCCAUUGAAAAUGCAGGACAUUUUAGGGUCGAGCUGUUUUCAGAGGCAGAUUUCAAAGGUCAAAGCCAAUUAUUAGAGGAGGAUUCAGGUAUCAUCGAGGAGUCCUUUAAAGUAAAGUCAUGCAAGGUUACUUCUGGCAGGUGGACUGCAUAUGACCAGGCUGAUUUCUCAGGGAAUUUAUGGGUAUUAGAAGAAGGACGGUACCCUAAUUUAUGUGCUAUGGGAUGUCCACAUGACACAGUUAUUAGAUCUAUGAAGACUAUAAAUUAUGAGUUUUCAGACCCCAGUCUAGUACUUUAUGGAAAAGAGAACUGCAGAGGAAGAAGAGUGAAAUUUAACAAAGAAACAACUGAUUUACAGGCAAUGGGCUACUCUCCAGAUCUACGGUCUCUUGAGGUUCUAGGUGGCAUAUGGGUCUUUUAUGAAUAUGAAAAUUACAGAGGUAGACAACUGCUAAUUUCACCAAGUAAGAUUGCACAGUGGUCGCAAUUCAGCGGAUGGAAUAAAAUUGGAUCUCUGCGUCCAGUUCGACAGAAACGACUGUACUUCAAGCUUCGGAAUAAGGCCAGUGGAAUGCUUAUGUCAACCAAUGGGACCCUGGAUGAUAUCAAACUUCUAAGGAUACAGGUCAUGGAGGACACAGGAGCUGAAGAUCAGAUUUGGGUUUACCAUAAAGGAGUCUUUAGAUGCCGUAUUGCUGAAGACUGCAGCCUGGCUAUUGCUGGAAGUGUUAUAACUACCGGGAGCAAGCUUGGCCUGAGCCUUGAACAGAGUGGAGCAAGCAUGCUGUGGAAAAUCAGCCCGGAUGGCAGGAUCUAUUCUCGCUCCAAGCCCAACUUUGUCUUAGACAUCAAGGGUGGCAGCCAAUAUGAUCAGCAACACAUUGUUCUGAAUCAUGUUACAGAGGGCAAGCUUAGCCAGCUUUGGGAAAUAUGUGUGCUAUAACCAGGCACCACUGUGGACUAGAGGCCAAGAUAUUAUGGCACUCAAUGCUUUUUGGUGCUAUGCACUCUGCACUGCUACUAGGAGUCCUGUAUCCUGCAUAAAAUAAUGUUUACUACCUAAGUACAGACAUGGGUGUGCCCUGGUUCCUAUGUGGAAAUUCAUUCAGGAUGUUUUCUGAUCCCCUGGAUUUGAGUUUUAAAACUUGAAGCAUGUGUAACGACCAGAUGAAUUUCAUGUGAACCUUUAGCUCAUCCCCAAUUAUUGGGGUCAACAUGUGGAAGCAAACCUACAAGAGACUAAUUGGUAGCGACUGUAUACCAGAACAGAUACUUCACCAUGGAAAUGUUAUCAUCUCAAGGAUCUGAACUGUUUUUAUUGGUAGACACUAAAGUGACAAUGUUCAAAGGCCUACAUGUCAAGGGUGUUAUCAAAACCUAAGAGUAUUCAAAAGCCCUGCAGGUUGUAUAAUUCAGAACAUAAUUCAUAGGAGGCUUCAUUCCAUAUGUAUUAUCCUUUAUUCAGCCAGGCUUUUCUUUCUAUAAAUACAUUUUAAUGUGUGUCUUUACAUGGGAUCUAUUAUUUAGAACAUGUGAUACUUUGGAUUCUGCCAUUUGUCUUAAUUUAGAGCAUCUUGUCUAAGGUAGAAUAGAAUACAUAUGGAAAUAUAUCUGCAUUGUUACCCCCAUGAGUUUAGCAGUAUGUCUUUAUAGUAAUAGCACUGCUUGCAGAUUAUGGAUAUUCACAGUCAGGAUUCCUGGACAGUGUUUUUUUUUACUGUUCAACAGAUACUAUGUUGUAAAUGACAGUCUCUCUAAUAUGCACACAUUAUAGCUGCACUUUCGAUUGGUAUAUUGGUGAUAUAGGAUUUUCCCUCUGGAAGCAAGAAAGUAAAUUGGUUCCUCACUAGGCCAUAUUGUUCUUUAUGCCAGCACUGACAUGAACUCGGCACCUUAGGUAGAUUUUCACUGGAAUUAUAAAGUCUUCUUUUAGAAUAUUUAAGUCAAUCUAAGCAGUUCUAUUGAAACCGUAUGUGCCUUAUCAAUUCUAAAAUGUCUUUUAGUAGGGAAAAAUAGAAGGGGUUCCAUGUAAAUCUUGUUUCUGUACGUUUCCUUACAUUUGGUGUUUUUUUUUCUACAAAUGCAACAUUUUGGAAAAUAAAUCAGACAAAUAUAAUUUUAAA
Molecule: messenger RNA, 8690 nt
Organism: Bufo gargarizans (Asiatic toad)
Lineage: Eukaryota; Metazoa; Chordata; Amphibia; Anura; Bufonidae
Gene: CRYBG1
Product: crystallin beta-gamma domain containing 1
Exons: 22
Coding region: 470-7510 (2346 amino acids)
Biological process (GO): lens development in camera-type eye; visual perception
Molecular function (GO): structural constituent of eye lens
Source: RefSeq, a predicted model, not a curated record